UAGAGAGACCUACAGCACCUGCCCUCCAGCCCCACAAUAUAAAUAUGGUCAGCUAUGUGUGACACCCUCUCAGUACUACAGAGAGUCCUUAACUCUCAGGGUCUCCAAAGGAGUGCUGUAAAGAAAUAUCAGUUGGGUUUAUUGAGGAGAUUCAAAGAUGGGUAGGAGCCCCUGUUGUGCUAAGGAAGGUUUGAAUAGGGGAGCAUGGACUGCUACUGAAGAUAAGAUCCUCACAGAAUACAUUAAAGUACAUGGGGAAGGGAAGUGGAGGAACCUUCCCAAGAAAGCAGGUCUCAAAAGAUGUGGGAAGAGUUGCAGGCUGAGGUGGUUGAAUUAUCUGAGACCUGAUAUCAAGAGAGGGAACAUAACCCAUGAUGAAGAAGAGCUCAUUAUCAGGCUUCACAAGCUCCUGGGGAACAGAUGGUCUCUCAUUGCUGGAAGGCUUCCGGGCCGAACAGACAAUGAAAUCAAGAAUUAUUGGAACACCAACAUUGGGAAGAAAAUAAGCUCCACCCCCAAUCAUAGGCCAAGAAUCCAAUCUGAAGAGAGGCCGAAUUCCACCUCGAUUAGCCCGCGACCUUCGCUGAAUAAUGGACCGCCGCCCGUGCUCCAUGCUAAGCCAUCAAGGUGUACUAAAGUAUUCAUUGCCACUGAGCCACCAAAAGUUGAUCAAGUAAUUGAAACUAGACCAGUGUCAUUAGGACCCUCUACGGUUCAAGGUUUGGCCAUGGCGCAUGAUCAGAAGGCAGAGGAGCCGGAUUCUUCACCGGCGAUCGGUUCUGGGAAUGAGAAUGAUAGCAAUCCUUCUGAUUUCAUGAUAGACUUUGAGAUGGAUGCAAACUUCCUAUCUGAGUUCCUCAACUCUGAUUUCUCACAAUUAUGUGACUUCCAUGAUGGGGUUGAAGCAGAUAGUAACACUAAUAACACCAGUAGCACAAGUCAGCACUCAUCUCCCAAUGCCACGGAAGCCCCACUGCUGAUGAAUGAAGAAGAAACACUGCAAAACUCUAAUCUAUUUUCCUUGGAUUCUUUUCUUGAUUGCGAAAUGGACUGGUUCUGCUGAUGAAAAGGGAAAGAAGAAACUAGCUAGACUAACAAAAGUGUUAUGCUUAAACCAACCAAACUUUGGCGUCUGUUCAUUGCAUGUAUAUGGUUGUAAAUUGGCCUGUCCAUAAGCAAUAUUACUCCAAUAGGCAGCUGCAGCUCUAAACGCAAAGAUGUGUACUAGUGUUUUUUCUUUUCUGCGUCUUUCAUCUAAAUUUCCUGAUGUCCUGGGCUCAUGGUGACCAUGUUUCAAAGCAAAAAUAAAUGGUCUUUAUGCUUUGUUUCUUGCUGUUUU
Messenger RNA from Vitis vinifera (wine grape), 1339 nucleotides. RefSeq names its product transcription factor MYB1. The record is from RefSeq and is a predicted model, not a curated record. The transcript has 3 exons. Lineage: Eukaryota; Viridiplantae; Streptophyta; Magnoliopsida; Vitales; Vitaceae. The coding region runs from base 158 to 1063 and encodes 301 amino acids.